AUGGGGAGGGGCGCGAUCAAGCGCCCCGCCGCCGCCAUCGCGCCGAAGAAGCGGCCGGCGGGAGUGCCCAGGCCGUUCCCUGUGCGCAGGAAGGGCAAAGACAGGAUGGGCCAACGCCAGAAGACUCAGCAGAAGAAGGUCGAGCAUGCCCGCCACUGCCAGAAGGCGGAGAAGUCGCGCAAGGAGCGCGAGGCGUGGCCCCGCACCUACGACAGCUUCCACGCGAAAGCUACGGACCAUAUGGUAGACAUGCUCAUCGAGGACGGCGUUGCGCUUGACUGGGAAGGCCGCACCUGCCCGCGCUGCGCCGUCGGGACCUUGGGCGCACGGGUGGAGGAUGACACUCGCGGCCCGCAUUGGCGGUGCAACAGCGGCAGGCUGCGCGGCAAGACCGCCCACCCGUGCACUGCCCACCACGUCUUCAAGUCUGGCGGCGGCUGCCAGUCGCCAAGUCUGUCGACGAAGGCAAAGGCCCCCUUCUGCCUCGCGCUCGGCCUAACCACCGCCCAGAUACACUUGCUGACAAAGGUGAACCACAAGAUGAUCUACGUCGGGAAGAAAGAGAUGGACAUUCUCUUCGGCGACAGCGGCCAGCGGCGCUGGUUCGACGUGGAGGCGGACGAGGCGGUCUUCCGCGCCCAGGUCUCCGAUGACGGCCUUUCCAAGACUUGGGAGCAAUGGGCGGGCGUCGUUGAGCGCGGGCGCCCUGGGGGCCUCGCGCCAUGGAAGACCCAGACUGACGGCGCCGAAGCCAACGCGCCAGGCCCGGGCGCCAUCAAGAGGAGCGACUGGGCGCCGUUCCUGAAGGGCCGCCUGGAGAACAGGAAGGUGAUCCCGCACUCUGAUGGAGCCCGCAGCUACAAGACGCGCGCGACGGGCGUCGUGCACGACAACGCGGUGCACCGCGAGAAGCGGAAGAAGAUCGGCGGGAAGCGGGCGUGGCUGAAGCCCAUCUACUCGAAGGUGGUCACCCACAAGUUGUCUGACGGCUCCACGAUCAAGGUGAAGGCGGAGGCCAAAUCAUAG
Prorocentrum cordatum is the source of this 1026-nucleotide messenger RNA. The record is from the annotation of a GenBank genome assembly. Lineage: Eukaryota; Dinophyceae; Prorocentrales; Prorocentraceae.